Messenger RNA from Lymnaea stagnalis (great pond snail), 24692 nucleotides. Lineage: Eukaryota; Metazoa; Mollusca; Gastropoda; Lymnaeidae. The record is from the annotation of a GenBank genome assembly.
UGAAUGUUUUGUGUUGGGUACUGAGAAGUGUGUCUGUUAUUACCAUAUAAAUUAUAUGGUUAGUGACUUAGCUCAACAUUGUUACACUUUCAGAAAAGUAUAUUGCAAUUCAACACAAUCAAGCGACUUGGUAUUCCUAUAUAUGUAUGUAUAUAUAUAUAUAUAUUUAAAAAAAUCAACGAAGUCGAUGCGUACACCGCGGCGGUGUACCUAGCGAAACCAUCGCCUUGGCCUGCGUAAACCGUGGCGGUGUACCUAGUGAAAUCGUGGGCUUUGGCCUGGGUACACCGCGGCAAAAAUUUACCAUUGGCCUGGUUUUAAGAUAUACUUGUUAGAGAAGAUCUUGUGUGGUCAAGUGGUAGAGUGGACGCUUGGCGAUAAUAUAGUUUGAGAUCAAGUCACAGUAGGGGAUUGAGGUUUUUUCCUCCCAUUUUAGUUUUAAAAUAUUUUGUAGCAAUUUAAACAAUUUAAAUAUAUGUUUAAAUAUUAUAUUAAAUACACUUUAAUAUAUUUAUUUAUAUAUAUAAGUGUUUCAACAAGUUGUGCCGGCCUUUGACUUUGAAAAUACAGGUAAAUUUAGUAAUAAGACUUUAGACAUUUGAAAACAAACUUAAAGUUUCUGAAAGCGCAUGUAAUACAUGAUGAUCAUGAUCAUGUAUAGUGUAUGUCAAUGUAACAUGUAUAACAGAAACAAGAUGAAUACUAAGUGACUGAUAUUCUAUUGUAUUUUGUAUUUCAACAUUCUUUGUGUAGUUGAAUAUUUACAUUUUACUUUUACGAACACCCAAAGAAAAUACCAGUAUGAAUAAUAUUCAUACCAUAUGAAUAUUAAUGUGCAUGGUCGUAUUUCAACCUUGAACCAUCUUGCUUUCACUAUGCCUUAUGCAUUGGCAAAAUGUACAUACGAUAUCAAAGGUUCAUUCACAACACUCAGUCUCACAGCAAAUCUUUUGAAAACACCUCGAUUUUAGAAACUUGCGGAGCGGUAGCAAACUGUAUAGCAAAGCCAUAGGUCUGCGUUUACCCUUUUCAUGACGUAAUUUGUUUCCAGAAUGGCAUGGCAUGUGCUAUUCUCAGGGUAAAACACGACGUUUUCUCACAGAAACCAUUGCACAAUGGGCCUGGGACAGGAUUUGCACUAUGUCAAAGUUUUUGUAUUUGUUGUUGUUGUUUUUUUUUAAGAAAUCGAUCCUUGCCGGGGAGUGGGGGGUGGUGGUGAGUUAUGGGCAGAGGCUUAACCAAAAAGGGGGCAUUCACAAAUCACGGCUCAGGAUAGGGGUUGUCCACAAAGGACGUCCGCACAACAAACUUACCUUUUGCAUCCCCCCUCCCUCUGCCAGCAUUUUUUUUACUAAUGUGUAAUGCCAAUGUAAAACUAAAUCAAUGAUAUUUAAUUAUUGUUAAAAGACUUUCAAAAAUCACUGCAGUGUUUCGUAUUUAUCAUCUUACUGCUGUUUUGUGUUGACACAUGCUUGGUAUCACAAUGACAAUGCCUCGAACAACUUUAACUUUACGACUUCAUGAUCAAUGUAUGAGUAUGUGAUUCUCUUCCCGUAGUGUAUUUGUGGCGUAAUUUUAUCUUGGUGCUAACAAAAUAGAUUCACUGUCUUCCCAUUAAUUUUUACAGCAUGCCCCGAGGGAUCACAUACAAUGUUAUAUUUAUAAUGCCCCCCCAAAAAAACAACAACAAAACAACAAACAACUGGGUGGGGGGUGGGCAUGAGAGAAUAAUUUCAAAUUAAGAUUCACAAUCAUAUGAUAAAACCUACAAUUAAUAAAUAUAUUUGUAUUUCAAUAUAUUGGGGGAGGGGGGAAUAAAGUGGUUAACUUUAAAAAUAAAUCAUGGUUUAACAUUACACCCAAAGCCCCCUCCCUUCCAAAAAUAAUAAGAAAUGCUUUACAUGCACUUUGCCACAUAAGCGUGGAAAUUACUCAAUAUCUUCCCAAGGUAAUAAACAAAUUUUAAAUAAAUAGUUUUCAGUUUUAACACGAGUAUAACAUUAAAUCUACAAGUACCAGUUAGGCCAAAAGGUUAAAGACUCGCAAAGACCAUAGUUUUGCUACUUUAAAUCGCUGCGGUGUACGCAGGCCACAGACCAUGAUUAAGCUAGGUAACGGUACACCGCCGCGGUGUACGCAGGCCAAAGUUAAUAGUUUCGCUAGGUACACCGCCGCGGUGAAAUAAAAAGAGGCGGUGUCUCGUGUGAAAGAAAGCUAAAUCGACAUUGACAUGGGAUUGAUUACUAUGCAUAAUUUCUAGUCAGUAAAAGUAAUAAAAAAGGAGCCCUUCUCUAGUGAAUUUAAUUUAAUAAUAAUAAUACUAUUAUUAAUAGUAUAAAUUAUGGUAAAUAGUAUAAUAAUAUUAAUAGUCUUAGUAUAAAUUAUAAAUAGUAUAAUAAUAUGAAUAGUCUAUAGUAUAGUGUAGUGGAAAGUGGUAUAUAUAAUUUUAAAAUAAUUUAUUAUUAUUAGGCAGUGUCUACACGUCCGGCGCGCCGGACGUAUAUCUCCCGCACUAUUUUUCCGGCGACCAAGUCACAUGACCGCCGUAACAAAGUGGCGAGAGAUAUCUUGUCGGUCAGCCUUUUCACAUGACUGCGAAUGAUUCAAAACUAUUGUUAAUUUUAAAAUCUAUUUCUCUACCAAGUAAUAUACUGAGUAUCUUGAAUGCAAAUAAAAAAAAAAAAACUUAAGUGAAAGUGGCUUGUAAACAUUUUUGUUUAUUUUGUUAUUUGAGUUUGUGCACCAUAAAAUAAAUUAGGGGCCAGUGUGGAGUACGCAACCAAUAAAAGUAAAAGAUUUCAUUUUAAAUUGUUUAAAUUGCUACAAAAUAUUUAAAUACUUCUCAUGAAACUAAUUUUGCUGAUGAACAUGAUAAUAAAAAUAUAGUAUAAAAUAUUUUUAAUUAAAACGGGAAAAAAAACUAUCCUUUCCCCGGAAUUGAUCCUCAAAUCAUAAUAACUUUAAGCAACCGCUCUACCACUAGACCACGCAAGAUCUACCAAACUGCAUUUCGUUCAGAUUAAUAAAAAAUACUAGCCGUCCGGCGGUCACGUGACAUACCGCCGGACGUAUAUCUUGCGCACUAUUUGUCCGGCACGCCGGACGUGUAGACACUUCGAAUUUAUUAAUAUGGAAUUGUCAUUAAUAACUCAUACAGUACAUACUCUUACAUACAGUGUACUCUUGGCGUCCCCCCCCCCCCCCAAAAAAAAAAGUUCUAUCUAUCAUAUUUUAUUUGUUUUGCCAACUUUGGCACCAUUUUUUUUCCAUCAUAAGGUCGCCAUGAAGAGGGUGGCAGUGUAAAAAAAAAAAUAGUGCAAAAACACUCCUUAAAAAUCAACACAUUUUAAUUUUAAAAUGGAAAAAUAGCUUCAGAAAAACAUUUAAAAUUAUGCAAAUUUUAUUAAUUUUUUUACUAAAAAAACUUAAAACUAGGAACUUUGAUAUUGCUCUGAAACACCCCAAAAUUGAGCAUUGUUAUUUUGUUGACAAAAUGGUGACCUCCACUUUUUAAUGUUCCGUGGGUAUUGUUAUUUUGAUUUGUAGUAUCAUAGUCGACAUAGUCAUAAUAAAUUAUACAUCGGCCAAUUACUUAAGGCUGACAUCUAGCUAGUUCUACACUAAUACUAUUAUUAAGAAUUCAUUUGAUUUUUUUUUUGAGGUUAAACCUUUAAAAAUUGAAUUUAAAAAUAGGUAAACUUUACUGAUUAUGAGUAACUUUUAAAUUUAAACUGGUCUAAUAAAGAAAAAAAGAUUUCUUUAAUUUAUAAUUUAUAACAUAUCCAAAAUUCAUGAGUAGGCUGGGGUAAAAAAUGAAAAUCAAAGAGGUCACUUUUUAAGCUAUGCUUGUAAUUUGUCAUCAUGGCAACCAUGCUUGUCUGCAUAUUACCUAUUAUUGAUAUUGGUUGUGGGAUAGUUAAUAAUUCAUUAAAUUUGUUAUCUGGAAUAUAAAUUGGAAAUAUAACUAAUAAUAAAUCAUUUUAAAUAAAUAAAUGUUAAAUAACAUAAAUAAUAAUUAUUGGAUUAUGAAAUACAGUGAAAAUCAUUAACAUGAAACUGAGGGGACCGAAUUAUUUCAUCAUGUUAAAAGAAUUUCGUGUAAACGAUGCAUAAAAAAAUAUAUAUUUAUAUAUACUCACAUUUAUUAGAGUACAUCCUAUUAGAUUCACUAUUUACAUUUCAAAUUAUUAUACAUUUUGUACAUAAAUUUUCAUAAAAAACAAUAAAACCAAUAAAAAUAUUAAUAAAAAACAAAUGAACUUUAAAAUAUUUUCAUUAAAAAAACAAAACAAAUACAAUUUUUUUUUUGCAUUGUAUUUCUUAACAUCAAAUUGUCAAAAAAUUAUUUGAUAUUAUUCAUUUCAUUUAAAUAAACAUUAUUGUCUCAUCUCACCGGCAAUCAUGGUAUCAGUAUUUCAAAGUCGAUUUAGCCUUCUUUCACACGAGACACCGCCUCUUUUUAUUUCACACCCUGUAUUCUCGCCGGCAGGUGUAUGAUGUAUUUUGUUCAUUCCGAAAACUGAAAUCUUUACACGUUAAGCGAAUUUUUUUGUUUCGUGUUAAAAGAAAAAAAUGUAUGAAAAUGCCUAGUAUUUUGUCGGGACCGCAUUAUUUUGUGUUAACCCAUUUUUCAUGUUAAGUGUUUUAACAUUAAACGUAUUUCACUGUAUCUGUGGUUUUAAUUUUGGUGUUGGUUGCCAUGGACAUUGACAUGGGAUUGAUUACUAUGCAUCUGUGACUUACUCAAACUUACAGUUAGAUAGGCUUAGUAAAAGUUUUAUCAAUAGACUUAAUACCGGAAGUAAUAAUAAUUUGUUGAUGGCUUUGUUCUGCAUACAUUUCUACAUGGAUUAAUGUAUCUUGACCAAACUCAGCACAUAUAUCCAUCAUUAUCCAGAAUCAAAUAUUGAGGGGUCUUGAACUUUUUUUUAUCAACAUUCGUUUUUCCCCCUUAUAUAAGCUAUAUGAGUAAAAUUACCAACAAAUCCAUUAAUUACAUAAACAAUUUUCCCCGCAACUUUUGACCCCCCCCCCCCCGUCAACAACUGUCAAACUGUCGAUGACCCCCCUAUUUUAUUAUGUCAACAUUUAAUAUCCCCUCGCGNUUUAUAAAAAAUGAAUUAUAAUAUCAAUAAAUUUAUAAAUACGUUUUACUUUGUGCUCAUGUAUUUUUAAUAACACAAAAUUGUCAGAAAAAAUUACUUCUUUAGCUUGUUAAUCAGCAAGUUAAAAAGUUUGUACACUUAAAUUUUGUAAUGCAGUAUCAAUUAAAAGUUUGUUAAAGACUAAAUAUAAUUGUUUGUGGAAUUAUAAAAAUGAUUAUUUUCAGUAUAGCUGACAAUUAUAGUAUAGUUUCUAGCUGCUAUUAUUUUCCCAUGGAGUAGCCAGCUGUUGCUCUAUUGUAAAAAUGGGCAUCAGGGACAUCAUUUGGGUAGGGCAUGGGGCCACCCCCCCUCCCCCCUCUUCCCCUUCGAUUUUGCUGGUUUUAUUUUAAUUGCUAUGUACUGUGGUGCCUUCAGUAAUAAACAACAAGCCGACCAAGUUUUGGUUUUGCCCCCCUCCCUUCCCUUGAAAAAAACCUGAAAUAACACCCCUGAUGGGCAUAGUCUAUAGUAGCUGAUUGAUCAUUUUCAUCUUGCGGAAUGAUAUGCCAGACAAGUCAACAUCAUCCUUAUGUAACUAUUCAGCACUUAAAAUAGAAGCAUUGUCUGUGUGAGCAAUAGUUGCCAUAAGCUCUCUCUGUCUUUGAGUUGGUGUAGUUUGUUAUUGAACACCGACGAUUUUUUAAUAUUUUUUAAAUUGAACACUGUGUACAAUGAUGUGUUAAUCAUUCUAGAGAGUGGAUUAAGAGAAAAAGGACAGGUGAAGAGAUGCCAACUUUUGACUUCUCUUGCACUAACAAAAUGAGCUAACAUUCUGACCAGCCAUCUGCAGUGCACAUACAGACACAUAUUAAAUAACUUUUAUGUUGUUAAAAACGUAAACAUAUAUGACUAUUUACACUCAUUAAAUUGUUUAAAAUAGUGUAAGAACCAGUAAUUUUUUAAGAUUAAAAUUUUAAUAGAAAAACAUGAUUGUUGACGUCAACUAAUCUAAACCCCCUUUCUUUCCCUUUCAACAACUGUCAAACAUUUCCAAACAACCCCCCUCCCCCCAUUUGUUGACGUAAUUAAUGGACGCCCUUAAAUUAAUGGAUGGAUCUUGACUAAACUACUACACUUACACUUGAUCAUCUAUAUACAAAUACUGAAGGUAAUGAAUUUCAUAAGAUCCAAUCCUUUCGGUCCGGGGCGCCCCAUUUUAUUUUUCCUAAUAUAAGCUAUAUAAUUACCAAUAGACAGACAAGACUUCUAUGUGAAUUGAUGGAUGUAGGCAUAGCUUGGUUGCAAUACCCUUCACAGUCCAUAUUGAAAUAUCGGUGGAUUAAAACUAAUAAUAUCUAAUCGAUUCAGGGCCGGUCUAGAAUUUUCCAGAAAGUUUGAUAAUUUAAAAAGGCUAUCUCUAUUGCAUUUUUAAACUGAUUUCAAUGGAACAACUUUUAAAUUUUAACUUUAUUAUUUAUCUGAACGAUUUUUAUAGGGCCCCUUAUCUCAGGCAUAACAAAAACGGUACACUUAUGGAAUAGGCACCUACAAAGGGCCAUCUCUUAACUUAAAUGAAAAAGGGUUAUAGUUAUAGCAUUUUGUUGUAGAUUUUUAUCGUUUUUGAAAAAUAAUUAAGUAGAAUAGUAAUUUUUCACAAGUUUCUAGGAGGUUAUUAAAUUUAAUCUAGAAUGUUGCAAAAAUUUCUAUAUUGUUCCACAGGGAUAUAUAGUUAAUCUAAAAAAUUAGUUUAGUUCUAUUGAUUUCUAUACUUUUCUCUGUAUUGCUUAGUUAUCUUUUUUAAAAAUUUCAUGUAGUUUCUGGAUUAUUCUAGAAGCUUUGAUUUUUUUCUAUAAUCAUUUUAAGAUUGCAUAAAUGCCCUAAUUAUGUUUAUUGUGUUUCCACAACUUUCAAUGAGUUUCCUCAAAUUUUAUGGAAUAAAAAUUAAAGAUAUUUGUGGAGUUUCUAGAAAGUUUAUUAUUUGUCCAUUAUUAUGGUCUAAGCUAUGUACAUAAAUGAAGUUUAAGGCUUAGAUUACGGUAAACACUACAACGAGUAUUUAUGGACCUUGGUAAAAAAACCUUCAUAAUUCCACCGGGGAACAGGAUCCCACUAAGGAAUAGGAUCGGUAUUCCAAUGGGGUCAGGAACCCGCUGGAAAGUGGAUCCCAUUGGGAAAGGGAUCCCAUUUAUAAAUGUGUUUUUUAGAGGAGAAAAUAUUAAAAAUGGGUAAUUUUUUCUUAGUGAUGUUUUUUUUACACCCCUUUUUUCGAUGUUAGCUAAAAGAAGUUGUUUUUUCCAAAUUCAAUCCCGGGCCAUGCCAGGUAUAUUGGCUAGUAUAUGUAUACAUAGGCUUAGACAACACUAUAUGUUGUUUGUAAAUUAAUGGAUAUAGGCCUAGCUUGGUAGCAAUACCCUUCAGAGUCCGAAUAGAAAUUUCAGUAGAUGAAAACUAAUAAUAUCCAAUCCAUUCAGGGCCGGUCUAGAGUUUUCCAGAAAGUUCAAUAAUUUAAAAAGGCUGACUUUGUUGCAUUUUUAAGCUGAUUAUAAUGGGACAACUUUCAAAUUUUAAAUUUAUUAUUUAUCUGACUGAUUUUUAUCAGGUCACCUAUCUCAAGAAUAACUUAAAUGGUAUAUCAUGGAAUGGGCCACCCGGGGCCUGUCUAUUAACUUAAAUUUAAAUGAAAAAGGGGUAUAAUUAUGUCAUUUGUUGUAGAUUUUUAUCAUAUUCAAAAAUAAUUAAGUAGAAAAGUCGUUUUUACACAUGUUUUGAGGAGGUUAUCAAAUUUAAUCUAGAAUAAAGUUCAAUAUUGUUUCAAGGGGUUAUUUAGUGGGAUAUAUAAGUGUAUUGAAAUGUUAGCUAUAUUCAUUUCUAUACUGUCCCGGAAUUUAUUGUUUUCUCAGUAUCACUUAGAAUUUUUUUUUAUAGGGAUCUUAAAGGGGUUGGGACCCCAUUGAGAUCAGGAUCCCACCAGGAUCGGAAACACACUGAGAGUGGUAGCGCACCCAGAUCGGGGACCCAUCGGGAUCAGGAUACCAACAGGAUUGGGAAACAAUCGUUAUCGGGGUCCUUACGGGAAAAGGGGUUGGGAUGCAAUGGGAUCAGGACCUUACAGCAAUUGGGAUCAACUGGGAUCGGGAUCCCAUCGGUUUCUCUCCGGGAGACGUGAUGCCAUCAGGAAAAGGGAUCCAAUUGAGAUCCCACCGGGAUUGAAAUGUUUUCAAAAGUUAUUAUAAAUGUGUUUUUUUUUUAAAUGGAGCGUAAUUUCAAUGUUAAUUAAAGGCUGUAGAAGUUGUUGCUUUUCCAAAUGCAAUCCUGUGCAACGCCGGGUAUUGGCUAGUAUUAUUAUAAAUUCUUACCAAAUGAAAUAUUAAUUUUUAAAAAUCCAUCAAUCAAAAACAAUCCAUCUGCUUUAUCCAUGGUAAGGCUAUACAACUGCACCAUAAAUGAAGAGGCCUAAUAAAAAAGUAAAAAAGCAUUGUCAGCUGAUGCAUUGUUGCUACAACAAAUUCACACGGAUAAAUUGGUCAGUGCUUUGUGACUUGGUUAAGUUUUGCCAGCUGAGCAUAAACAAGACCUUAUGACCAGUAACUAAGUAAAAGUAUGAGGUCACAAAAAGUAACAAAUCCACACAGUGAACAUAACUUUAACUGUUAAAUACAAAGAAUGACAGAUAAAUUUAUUACCUACACAUCCAACAGUUAAUAUAACUUAUUUUCUAUAGAAUUUAAGUAGUCAUUAAUAAUGUUUUUUUAUAAAGUGUGUGAAUGAUUUUGAAGAAACUUUUAGUUUUGUAUUAAAACUUUUUUUCAUUUUAUAUGCUCAGGUUUCAUCAUUAAUCAUAUUCCUUUACUCAGAUUUUCUGAUAUUUCUUCUUUUUCAGAAAAAUGGUACCUUUUAGAAUAUUACUUUGUGUUCAGAUUCUUGCUUGUCUAGCAUAUUGUGGCCCUAUUCCACGGACUCCUUCAAUAUUAGUUGGUCACAGCCAGGACCAUCAGAUUGACAAUGUUGAGAUUCACCAUGAUGUGGAUGUUGACAAGAGCCAAGGCGAGUUAGCUGUUGACUCUCUACCAGAGCAACCAAGUAACUAAAUGCAUUACAUAUUUAAUUGAAAUAGCUUUGCUAUUUAAUAAUGCUAGUUACAAUACGCUAUUUUUUAGCAUGAUUUCAGCAAUUAUCUGCUUUAUAACUUGAAAUUAUAUCAAUCUUGAAAGAUGCUAACUUUUUAAGCUCUUAAACUUAAAGGAUAAAGAAAAUGAGCAAAACAAAUUAUGGAAAAAUCUGGGGGAAAACAGUACGCAACAACACAAGGAACAUAUAGCCUUCUUCUGGGAACAAACAACAAAAUAUAAAAUAAAAAUAAACAAAUAUAGGUUAAAGGAGAAUUAAAGCACAUAAAUGGGACUUGAUUUUUAUAAAAACAAAGUUACUUUACUAAUAAAAUAAUUUUAAACAUUUAAAUAUUUUUAAUUUACCAUACGAAAAUGAAUAAUUUAAUAAACUUUUCUCAUAAUUUUUAAAGGCAACAACGAAUAAUCAUUUUCAGAACUCAUAUUCAGAUUUCUAAUUAUUGCUUUUUUUUUGGGUGGGGGGGUCCGAAGAUUGUGCCUUAUCCACCUUCAUGUUUUCCUCAUGAUUUCUUCAGCAAUAAGCUCUUGGUAUGUCCUUUCCAGUAAAUCUUUGUUGGUGACGAUGUUUGGCCAUGUUCAGGACCUUUCUAAGGCAAGUUUUAGUGAAAGUCUGUAAUUUCUGCUCGAUGCUUACUGUUGUUCUCCAAGUUUCAGCUCCAAAGAGUAGGACUGUUAUCAUAUUUGUGUUAAAAAUUUUGACUUUGGUUUGCAGAGUCAGCGCCCUUGGACUCCCAUAUUUUCUUACAAAUGCUGACCUUGCCCAGACAUCAGCUCCAGACCACCAUCUACAUCAAUGGUGCUGCCCAAGUAUGUGAAGGCCUCAGCUUCUUCUAGUGCAUUUCCAGCCAAGUAAAUAUGCUCUUGGUUUGCUGAGACUACCUUCAUGAUCUUUGUCUUGCUUUUAUUUAUAUUUAGUCCAAGCUGUGUUGAAAUGGUGGCUACAUCUUUUGUGUUUUCCUUCAUCUAUUGCUGGUUGUGGGACAGAAAUGCAAUUUCAUCUGCAAAGUCUAAAUCUAGUUGUUCCCCAGGGUGUCCACUGUAUCCGUUGUCUGUGGAUUCUUUCAUUAUCCAGUCAAUGGCAAGGAUGAAUUGGAAGGGGGACAAGAGACAUCCUUGUCUGACUCCUGUUUCCACGGACAUCUGUGAUUCUACCUUCAUGUAACACCACCCUGCAUGUCAUUUCUUAUUUAGAACUCGGAAUGUUCGAGACUAGUUCUCCUGGUACUCCAUAAUGUUGGAGAAGUUUCUUUUGUUGGUCCAAGCUAUCAAAGGCCUUUUCAUAGUCUAUAAAAUUUAGAUAUUAAUAUUCUACAGUGAUGCAUAGGGUUGCAAAUUGGUCUGUGCAUGAUCUGUUUUGGUUGAAGACAACCUGUUGAUCUUGUAGCAGUGUGUUGACUUGGUCCUUCAUUCUAUUCAGAAUAUUUCUGUUAAAGACCUUUCCUGGUACUACAGCAUUGUAAUUCCUGUGUAAUUUGCACAGUUGCUGAUAUCUCCUUUCUUUGGUAUCUUGAUAAGGUAUCCUUCUUUCAAAUCUUUUCAAAUGGAUGGUGUAGCAUGUUGAUUAUUGUUUUUAUAUCUGCUCUCAUCAUAUCUGUUGUGAUGUAUCCUGAUGCUUUCCCUAUUUUGAACUGCUUGAUAGCCAGGGCUAUUUCUUCCUUAUAUGAGCACUCUCUUCUAUUAGUAAGUCUUCAUUUGCUGGUUGUAUGUCUUGUGUGUCUGUUGGUGGAGGUCUGUUUAGUAAUUCCUUUAAGUAUUCCACCCAUCGUUUUUGUUGUUCUUUCCGUUCCAUUAUUGAUCUACCUGCCUUAUCUUUAACGGGUCUCUCUGGCCUUUUGCAUCUGCCGAAGAGUUUUCUUAUUAUGUCAUAGAACUCUUUCAAGUUUCCCUUUCUGGCUGCCUCUUCUGCUGUUGAUGCUAGACAAUCUAUGAAAGCUUAUCCUUUUAAAAUGGGUAUUUUUUAUCCUUCAGUUUAUAUUUCUCUUGUGCUUUUGUUUUCUCUGCCCUGGUGUGGCUGUUUACUGCACACUUCAUUUCUUUCAUUUUGUUUUGUUAGAGUCAAUCUUUGUGCUUGUGCCAUUGAAGUUUCAUCUGGUCAUAAUCUGUUUGGUUUUGCAGUACCUGGAACUAAUAUCUUAAAGUAACACUGAAUUCCUGUCAUUUGUGCUCAUUUGCUAGAGCUAGAAGUGCUAUGUUGUGUUCUAGUUUUGCCUAGCAGCUUGCUCUUCCCCAAAUUUUUUUUCAGUUUUAGCUUGAGUCUUGCCCAAACUAGAUUGUGAUCAGAUGCAACAUCAGCUCCUCUUUUAGCUCGUAUGACUUGUAUAGACUUUCUGAAUUUUUUGCUAAUGCUUAUAUGGUCAAUUUGUUUUUAUGUUCUGUUAUCAGAGGACACCCAAGUUACCUUGUGGAUAUUCUUAUGCUGGAAUAUUCUAUCCCCAAUAAUGAGCACAGAAGUCUGCCAGUCUUUCACAAUUUUCAUUUGGCUCUCCUAAACUAUUUCUUCAUCUCCUCAAAUUUUUUUCCAAUCUUAGCAUUUAGAUAUUCCAUUAUCAUAUUUAUAUAUAUACCUGGAUACUUUUGUAGUAUUGCUUGUAGUCAAUAGUAGAAAGCUUCUUUUUCAUCUUCCUUACUAUCGUUGGUUGGUGCAUAGCACUGUAUUAUAUUCAUAUUUAUUUUCUUCUUCUUGGUUCAGAAUGUUGUUGCUGUAAUAAUUCUUGGACCAUGGGCAUCCUUUCCUAUCAAUGCCCCUAGUGCAAUCCAUGAGAUCUUGAAAGCAACUCCUUAUAUGUGGAGCAUUUUCCUCCUCAUGCCCUGAAUAAAUAAGUGUUUCUCCCAAGGCCAAUGUUAACUGUGUAGUUUGUGUCCAUCUUGUUUCACAAAUGCUGAGUAGUGUGAGCUUGUAUGUUCUCAUUUCUGCCACCACUUGUGCUGAUUUUCCCGUUUACAUAUGGUUUUAACAUUCCACGAGCCUGUGCUUAUUGCCUUUGAAAAGAGGAUCCUUGGCUUUGAGGCUUCCAGUAUAACCUGGCUUUGGCCACAAGGCUUCAUAACUCUUCUUGGGGAAAUAGAACCCUCUCUUAUCAGGGCUAAAAUUGUUUGGCUUUUCUUCCUGGUUACAUUUCUGUAGCAAUAUGUUUUUUAUAGGUGAGGUAGCUGGCCAACCCUCCUCCUUUUGCACCCGGCUUGGGACCGGCCAUGGCGGAUUUGUUUUUUUUAAAAGUAACCUUAUAUUAAAAAUUAAUAUUACAGUCAAUGAUGCAGCAGGAGAUCGACAGUUGAGUAAAGAUGAACAGCAACAACAGCAGCCAUUAGAUGUAGUUGAAAUGGCUAUUGGGAAUGAUGUUAAUGCAGCCCAUGAAGUGAAAGAUACUCUGAAGGAUAAGCUUAGACUUAUCUUAACAAAUGGAAGUCAAGAUGAAAACAUAGAUCUUAACAUGGAAAUGGUCAAGAAAUUUAAAGUGUGAUUUAUUUUUAUAUUUUGUUUUUACACUUAACAAUCUAAUAAAUUUUUAUGUAAGCAGGACUUUAAUUUUAUGGCCAUACAGUGUUUUUUAAAGAGAAACUGCUAAGAACUCACUACUAAUUUUUUUAUUUUAUUUGCAUUCCACAUGCUCAAAAUUAUUAUAAUUAAAACUAUAAUUAGAUUGAGCUUUUGAAAUGGAAUGGGAAACUUGAAAAAUCAAAUUUUAGAUUGAUCUUGAAUUUUAAUAAAAAUUAUUUCAAACUGGCAUGGAAAAAAUCAUGUUAUAAGUUAAAAGGAAAAACAAAUACUUUUUCUUUACUGUACAUCAGAAACUUACAAUGGAACAACUUGUACCUGUGGACCACUUGGAUGUUGUAAAAAUGGAACAAGAUGGUCAUGUCAACAAAGAAUACCACAAGGAGAUGUUCCUUGGAGGAUUGCAUGAUGAAUUUAAGGUCGAGACAUUCGAUGAUGCCACCAUACAAUUACAAGAAAUUGUAAAUAGGUAAAAUAUGCCAAAUCUGUGAAGCAUUACACAGUCAUGUUAAUUUUAUUUCUAUAAUAAUUUCAAGAAAUAAAAAAGUUAUACUAAUCACUCACAAUCCAGAGAAGCAGUGAUUUUUAAAAAGUGGAGUUGUUUAAAAAUCUGUGUUCGUGGAUUGUAUGGAUUAUAAAAAGUUGAUUUUGAAGCAGAAAUUCAUGCAACCUUUCAGCAUAGACUAGGAAGUGUAUAACAAAUUCUGCAAUUAUUUUUGUUAUAUUUAUUUUUUUUAUUACAUACCGGUAUUUAAAAUUUGAAAAAAAGGGGGAGGGGUUAGGAAAUAAAAUAUAGGUUUUAAAAAGUUAAUAAUGUGUGUGUGUUAUUGUUAACUUUCUAUGAGGUCUAAUUUUGUCAAGUCUCUGUGCUACCUGCAGAAAAUAUUUAUUAAUUUUUUUAUGGCCCAGGCCCUGUAUAACUUUUAUCUGAAUAGAAAUCUGGAGCGGACAACACACACACACACACACCCAUUAUUAUAAACUCUAUUUUAUGAAUAAUUUCUAUAAUAGUUUUGACUGAGGUAGCUAUUUUCAAAGCAUUAUACAGAACAUAAUUGUAUUUUUAAUAUGAAGGCUGGGCUAGGCGUUUUUAGUAGACUAUCAACAUUCAACUCAUAAUGUGAAAAUUUCAUCUUUAAUUCAGCAUUUUUGGCUGUUAAAAUAAAGUACCAUAAUAUGUAAUAUAUUAUAUAGUUUCAGUUAUUUUUGGUCAAGGAUUAUAUACUUAAAUGCCCAUGGGAAGUCAAAUAGUUAUACAGAUACCAAACUUGAAGUAAAUAUACUCUUUAACAAACAACUAUAUGGAUGUUAAAAUAAUCCAAAAUAAUUCUUUAAAAUGUUAAAAAAAAAAAAAAAAGCAAGGAAUUUUUAACUAGAAUUGUUUUGGUCUGAUUGUGGUUCUGUUCUUCAUUAUUGAAUACUAGAAAAUAUGACCCGAUGUAACUGGGAUAAUGCCAGGCAUUUUGUGAUAUUUUCUACUUGUUAUUGCGAAAAAUCAUCAGAAUUUCUUUUUUUAAAAAAAGAUGUUUGUAAUGAUGUUUACAUUUUCUUUCUAACAUCAUUUAGUUUAGACAAAUAUUUAUCUGCUAUAUAAUAUUCGCCUACCCUAUCCCUUUUUUUGCACCCCCCAACUUCAAUUUUUUCUCUAAAAAUUGUAAAUUAUGACCUUAAAUUUACAGCAAAAAUCUAUUUACCAUUUUAAAAUUAUUUUAUAUAAACAUAAUUGAUAUCUUCAUUAAAUUUGGCCUUGUUUUUUCCACUUUAUUAUAUGAAAAUUGUAAAACAAAAAUGCUUUAACCUAAAAAACUGUUUUUCACAUCUGUAACAGCAUUAAGUUUAAAAAAAAAAAAAUUUGGAUUUAUCUCAUAAAUAUGCACCCACUUUACUUUUCACAAAGUAAAAGAAACAAUAUUUUUUCAGUUUUUGAAAGAAAAUCUUAACCCAUUUUUGUUCACCUGUGUAAACAGGAGUCAGGCAAGGAUGUCUCUUAGAUUUUGAUAUUGUUAUUUGAGGUAUGGGUAUACUUAUAUGGUGGUGCCCACAUUUUGUCAACGCCAUGAGCUAUAUUUUCUUACUUGGUAAACAUAUAUUUAUUUGUAAAAAGAGAAUGACACCUCUUUCUUCAUGACUAUAAUAUCAUUGGAUCUAAAUAUAUUGUCAUCCAUGUAAAAAUGUACACACCUUACUCCUAAGAAAAUUAAUUAUUUAUCAAAUUCUUUCCAUUAUUCUGAAGUGUAUCUUAUGCUGCCUGGAGCAAAAUGAAAGUAUCGAAUCACCCUCUCCCACAGUUAUAAACUUUAAAAAAUAAAAAAAAUAAUAAAAUCCUCCAAGGGAUGGUAGCCCCUACGUUUGCAACCACACAUUUUUGCAUGUCCCUGAACUUAAUUAAAAUUCUUAAGUCCCAGAUCCCUUUUAGCACACAUCGUUUUAUAUUUUCUAAAAUAAAUAUAUAAUUCUAUGCAUAAUUCUGUAUAUCGACAAAUUAUGGUUAUUCAAUUUAACAUUAAAGACUCUACUGAAAGUUAAAAUCUGUCACAUAAUUGGGUUUUGAGAUAUUUAUAUCAAAAUUAACCUAUUGCAACUACAUAUGGUUUGUUUUUAUUUGGAUGAGUGAUAAGUGAAUUAGUAUAUAAUUUGCUUAUAAAGUUUUGCUCCCCAUUUGGCUUAAACAGCAUUUUCUUAUUAAAAGUAUUUUAAAUUUUAAGUUUUUGUUACUUUAUAUAAAUUUGAUAGAUAUCUUUUUGGAAUGAAAAAUAAGUAAAAACUUAUUGCAUGUUAAGUACAAAGUUAAAAUUUGGUGUGUUUUAUCAAAAAUUAUAAAAGCAAUCAAUUAUAUUUAUUAAUUUUACUUUCAAAAAGGGGAAAAUACAUUAUGAGUUUUGCCAUACACGGUUAUUAAAUCAAAGAGACUUAAAAAAGCGUUUUAUUUGCAAUUUUAAAUUUUGCAUUUGUUUUAAAUGUGGUAAAUUAUAGAUUUGUUUUUUGUUGACUUUGUACCGCGCAUCGAGCCUUUGGGGAUGAAGCGUGUUUUUGAAAUGAACUUUAUUAUUAUUAUUAUUAUUAUAAGUAUAGUCUGCUUUGCCAACCCCUAGUUCUUUUUUUUCUUUUCUAAAAUAUGAUAAUUUCUUGCUGUUUUACCAUCACCAGUGCUGACCUGGACAAGGAUGGCUUUUUAUCCAAGCCAGAAAUGGAAAAAUGGAUUUUAAACAAGAUGAUGGAACACUUUGCUUCAGCAAGGAAAGAGAAUGAGCUGAUCUUUGACCAUCUAGAUCCUGAUGGUAGGUUCUAAUUGUAUUGUUCAAGUGAUAACUAAAUACUGUGCUUGCCAGUGCCCAAAAUGGGCAGUGAGGUUGAAGCUAAUAAUGUGAUCUCUGCAAAACACAAUUGGCUAUAAUCUAUCAAUGGAAUUCUAUGUCUGUGGGUAGAGUUUAUAGCAGAUAAAUUAUUACUUACCAUGUCAUUGUUUAAACCUUCUUUUUACCUGACAAUAUUUGUUGCCAAUUCAUAGCUUUCUUCUUAUCUUAAUGCAGGGGAUGGUUACAUAAAAUGGAAAGAAUACUAUGUCCACUUCCUUCUGUCUCGAGGAUUUGAUGUUCAAAGUGCUAUGCAGCAUGUUCUUGAUUAUGAGGAUGGUGUUAAAUUGGAUCAGGAUGGUGAGUACAAGCCCUUUGAUAAGCAUUUGGUAAUUACAAUUUUAACAACACAGUCCUCAUAAUGUGAAAUGAUUCAAUAAGAUUCUGUAAGUCUACUAUUCAAAGUUAUUUAUUAAAUUAGUUUUUACAUGUUUUUGAAUUACAGAAAAAAAAUUUAGAAAAUGGAAUAAGAAGAGUUCAUUAACUUUUAGAAAAUAAUUACUUUAAUUAAGUUUUUGCAUUCGAAUUUUUUUCUUUUUAAAUGCAGUUUUUUGUACUUUAAGAUAGUUUUUAACUUCUUAUUAAAAUGAUGUUUUUAGGUCUUGAUUAAUACUGAUAGGGGUGUGCCGGAAUCCGGUUCCGCUGGAUUUUGCACUAUCCGGUGAAAUCCGGUUCCGCCGGAUUUACAUGUAUCCGGAACAACUGGAAUCCGGAAUAUACCGGAUUUCGGAAUUUGUCAGAUUUUGUGACUCACCGGAUCCAGACAUGUUUACUCUUACGAUUUUGGCGAACAAUGUACGAUUUUUAGAUGUCUUUUACGAUUGUACGCCAAGACCCUCCAAAACUACGAUUUUCAGAGACCCGGUGGAAAAAAUUUUCCCCCGAUUUAAAAAAAAUUAAUAAAUUUUCGGGUUUGGACGUUUUAGCCCUCUCUAAAUGAAGAUCUGGCAGUGAAUAUGAACAAGAAAAACGAUUGGUUGGAUUUUUUUUUUUUUUUUAAAAGUUGGGACCAUCCUUAUUAUAUUUCGAAAGCACUCAUGGGGACUGGGGAGGUGGGGUUGUUGAUGACGGAAAUUGUGGCAUACGAGACACGCAUGGGUAGGGGAUUGGUGGGAGUGUCAAAGGAUAUAAAUAAAUAACCCCGACGUAUCGUAUUGACGGGAUCACAGUGAACUAGCUGGCUGCGUCAACAGUAAUAUUUAGACUUGUCGCCCUAGCGACAACUUCACCCGCCAUCGCCUUUGACUGCUACCAAGCGUGUGACGUAGUUUUGGUACAUAAUUAUUUUGUUCCUCAGAACCGCGGCGAUUGUAAAACUAGAGAUGGUUUUUAAAAUAAAAUAGAUGAUCCAACUGUUCUGCAGUGGAGCGUUGGAUUUUGGCAUACCGGUAUUUUAUAAGAUCCAGUCAGCGACAUUUACAAAAUAUAUGGAAAUAUUUUGUAGUUUUAUUUAUUUACUAUAGAGAUAUUGUAUUGUACGAUUUUGAGACCAGAUUGUACGAUUUUAGGGGUUUGAGGGUAAACAGGUCUGCCGGAUCAUAAUCUGAAAUAAAAGUAAUUCUCUUUCCCGAAUUCCACACGAUCACGAUACAUUAAUCGAUUGUUUCGAGCGUUGAGCUUGUUUAAUGUUUAAUAUUCCGAACAUACCAGAGGCUAGAGUCAGCACCGCUAAUAGUGGCCAAUCGGCCCAAUCCCAUACAUGAUUAGUGCCAACUGUUUAGAAGGCAUCCAACCCCUCAGAUUUACCGGUAUCUGCAAAGUACCGGAAUCCGGGAAAACCGGAAUCCGGAUUAUUCCGGAAUCCGGAUUAUUCCGGAAUCCGGAUUAUUCCGGAAUCCGGUUUAUUCCGGAAUCGGAAUCCGGAUCCAACGGAUUUCGCAUACGAAAAUUCGGAUCCGGUUGGAAAAAAACGGAUCCGGCACACCCCUAAAUACUGAUACUAAUUAAACAAUAUAUUAUAGCAAAUGUUUGGGGAUUAAUGAUAAUUAUAGUUUAAAUGUGAAUGUAAAAGGAAUAAAUUUUAACCAAGAUGCAAACAUGGCUUCCAAUAAAUAAGUUUUAGAUUACAACACACUAUUUAAUGACAGUGGUCCAGGGAACAUAUACAAAAUUCUUUUUAAACUUUUUCAGAUAAAGAUGCUUUGAUCUCUUAUAAAUUCAAGUGGACAGAUGCUGAUAACAACAUCACAGAUAACAAAUUAUCCAAAGAUGAAUUUAUGAUCUUCAGACACCCUGAGCACAGUAAACAGACCCUCGAGACAAUGGUUAUUAAUGUCAUGAGGGGUGUAGGUAAGUCUUGUCAUGAUAUGGUUAGGUAGGUCUUGUCAUGAGGGGUGUAGGUAGGUCUUGUCAUUAGAAGUAUUGGUGAGUCUUAUCAUGAGGGCUAUAAGUCAUGAAAUUGGUUGUUAAGUCUUGUAAUGAUGAGUGUAGGUACAUAUUGUCAUGGAGGUGUAGGUAAGUCUUAUAAUGAGGGGUGUAGAUCGGUCUUGUAAUGAGGGAUGGUGGUAGGUCUUGUAUUUGAUUUAUGUGUCAUUUGCUUUGUGGGACUAACUAUACUCAGUUGCUGUAGUGGCAGAGGGCACUUCAAUACUCUAUAGUAAAAUCACAAAGAAUGGCUUUGAAGAAAAGCAAGUGGCCUUAAAAGGUUCCCGGAGUAAUUAAUAUAUUGUUGAUUGCAACACUAUUAAAAGUCAGAUUUAAAAAAAAAUUCUUUUAUUUUUCAAUUUUAUUACCUGUUUCUUGUAAAAAUAUGUUUAAAAUUCAUUGUUGUAAAGUACAUUACCUGUCACAUGAUCUAACAAAAUAUUUUAAAAGUUUGAGUCAAAAGUUAAAAGGUUUUUUGUGUCUCCUGUAAAAUUUGAAAACUUGAAAUAUACAUUUUGAGAGUUACAGAGAUGACCAGUUAAUGAAAACAAACAUUAUUGGCACUGGCAUGGAAAUCAAAUAAGUUUUGUAUUGAGUCAGAGCUUUAAUUUUCAGAGAUUUUGGAGAAUGCAUGACUCUAGGAAGUACAAAACAAUUUAUCUUAAAAAUUUUUAUACCGGUAUUAAUUAAGUACAGUAUUAAUCUUUAAAAAAAAUUUAAUUACCUAAAUGAAAAUAUCAGCAGAAAAAAUAGUAGGAUUCCAGCAAACUAACAUUAGAGUGGUCUGGUUUGAUAAUGAAUGCAGAGAGACUGUAGAAGAAAGGAACAAAGCACAAAUGAUCAUGAUACAAAGGGAAAUCAGAAAGACAACACAAACAUACAUGGAAGCCAGAAGGAAAGCCACAAAAAUGUGUAGAAAUAAAAGAGGGAAUGGGAAAAAGCUAAACUAAAACAAAUAGAAGAGUUAUCAAGAGAGUCGGAAACAUCAGAGGAAUGUACAUUAAGAUAAAAGAUGAAAAUAAUGGAUACCAAGCCAGACCGCUAAUGUGUGAGAGCUUGAGUGGAGAAUUAAUUACGGAAAAUAGUAAAGUACUUGAGUCAUGGGCUGAAUAUUUUGAGGCAAUACUAAAUGCAGACAAUAGACAAGAUGAAGAUUAUCAAUAACCACAUGGAGGACCAGACCCUUUCAUAAGCUCUCCAACUUUAGAAGAAACUACAAAAGUAAUCAAUUAUAUGAAAAACCACAAAGCCCCUGGAGAAGACUUCAUCACAGCAGAACUUAUUAAAUAUGGAGGAAAAGAACUACAAACUCAGAAACAUAAACUUAUGAAUAAAAUUUGGCAAGAAGAGAAAAUUCUAACAGAUGGGAAAAUGGCAUGGAUAACUCCAAUACACAAGAAAGGCUCCAAACUUCAGUGCAAACUACAGAGGAAUUUCUAUAUUAAAUGUUACAUACAAAAUACUGACAAAACUAAUUGCCAAAAGACUACAACCGUACACUGAAGAUGUAGAUUCAGACAAAACAGAUCAACGACUGAUCAGAUUUUCACAUUCAGAUGCCUAUUAGAAAAAUGUUAGGAUUAUAAUAUCCCAUUAUGUCAAAUCUAUGUGGGCUAUAAAAUGGCCUAUGACAGCAUCAAAAGAAAAUAUCUCUAUGAGACUGUGUAGGAGUCUGGCCAACAAACCCAACAAACUGACAAUACUGAUGCAUUAAAUAACUCAAAAAGCAAAAUCAAGGUUGAGGGAUAAUAUUUAAAGGAAUUUUAGAUUAGACGAAGCCUUAAACAAGGAGACUCACUAUCUUGUAUGCUAUUUAAACUUACUUUAGAGAGCGCUAUAAGAAUAAUAGAUAUUGACAGCCACGGAAAAAUAUCAGGAUACUUCCUGAAGGAAAACCAAGACGCACCACCAAUAGGCACUCUCUACAACCAACCCAUUUCAGUAUCUGGCAUAUGCUGAUGACAUUGCACUGUUAGGGUUAGGGAAAAGUAGAAAAGACAUUUCAAAAGCCUUUAUUUAAUUAGAAGACACAUCACUACCAGCAGGGCUGGAAGUUAACAACCAAAAAUCAAAAUACAUGACUAUGAUAAGAGAAGAACAGACAGAUGGCGCCAUUAAAAUCAGAAAGUACAUCAAUCCAAAUACCUAGAAUCUUUAUUAAAUGAAAGAAAUGAAUUACUAACAGAAAUAGAAGAUAGAAUAUCAGCCGGAAACAGUGCAUACUUCAGUAGUCAGAAAAUACUCAAAAGUAAAAAUAUUACCAAAAAAAAAAAACACCUAUAAAACUGUAAUCAGACCAGUUGUAACAUAUGCAAGUGAAACUUAGACCCUCACAAAACGGCAGAAAAUCUGUAAAACACAUGGGAGAGAAAAGUUCUCACGAAAAUAUAUGGACCAACAAAGGAUGAAUAUAGAUGGAGAAUACGAACCCAACAAAUAAUUGUACAGUCUAUAUCAGGAUGCCACACCAGUAGCAGAAAUAAAAAGGGUAGGUUACGCUGGGCAGGACACUUAGAGAGAAUGCCAAAUGAUAGAGGGGUGAAGAGGGUACAUCACCAAAACCUUAGAGGAUAACAGUUCAAAGGCAGACCCUAGGCUUAGAUGGAUGGAUGAUGUGGAAACAAGUCUACUGCAGCUGGAAAACUAAGCAUGGAAAAGAAAAGCAUUAGUUAGGUCUGAGUGGAAGGAAGUAGUGAGGCAGGCUAAAGCCCUACUAGGGCUGCAGCGACACAGGGAUGGAUGGAAAAUCUUUUGUAACAUUGUGUUAAAUCAAUCUUAAUUUUAGAAACACAAAUAAAUUGGAAACAUUAAUUUUUACUUAAUUAAAAUUUUUGAAUUAUAACUGUUACAAAUUUGACUUAUAACUGUUCAAAAUGUGUUUAUUUUAUUUAUUUAUUUAUUUAGGCAUUUUUAUAUAGCGCUUAUCAUAAAGCUCUAAGCGCUUUACAAUUAUUAAAACAUGUAAACUAAGUAAAUACAAAUGAGAUACUAGGAUAGUAACUACUAUUUUAUAGAAACAAUGAAAAUGACUAUAAAACGAGGACACUUUGACACUUCAGGAUCAACCCGAAACAGAAAAUGAGGUAGGGCAAGGAGGGUGCAUCACAGGUCAUAGGCGGACCUAAACAGAUGAGUUUUAAGGGACUUUUUGAAAAUGGACGAGGUUUCACUAUGACGUAUAUGGAAGGGGAGCUGGUUCCAGAACGUGGGCCCAUGGAAGCAGAAGGAGCGUUCACCGAUGGUCUUAGUUUUAGUUCUUGGGAUUGAGAGGGUUCUACUGUCAAUGGAAGAACGUAGUUGUCUUGUGGGGAUGUAAGGAAGCAACAGUUCAGAGAGAUAGACAGGAAAGUGAGGGUCAGUGAACGAGUUGAAGCAAAGAUUGGCAGACUUGUAUUUGAUGCGAGAGGAUAUUGGAAGCCAGUGGAGUUGCCGCAUGUGUGGUUGAAUGUGGUCAUGUUUCUUUGAUUUAAAAAUGAGUCUGCAUGCUGAGUUCUGUGCCUUCUGAAGUUUUUCUAUGUGGUGUUGAGGAAUGCCUGAGAGAAGAAUGUUACAGUAGUCAAAUUUUGAAAGAAUGAGUGAAGAGACAAGAGUUUUUGUGGCAUCAAAGGAGAGGAGGUGUCUAAUGGUGCUGAUUUUUCUAAUUUCAUUAUAUGCUGAUCUGCAUAUAUUCGUGACAUGAAAGCAAAUUUUCUGUAUUGACAAGACAUUAUUUAGGAAGUUCCCUAACCUGAAGUUCAAAACACUCUUGCAAUAUGGCAGACAAAAAUAUGUGAACCUCUUUCAGUUUAUUUUCCCAUUAAGAGAGUAACACAACCAAAUCUUCAUAGUUUUUCAUAAAUUUGGAUAAGGUUUUUGGUUACUGACAAUAAAUAUUUCAUUUUCUGAUUAUUUAUGCUAAAGUGUGAUCAAUUUAACACUUGUGAUCUUCUGCCAGAUUCCAACAAGGAUGGUGUUAUUACAGAAGAAGAAUUUGCAGCAUUGCCUCCUGGAGAGGUUGAGGGAAAAGAGUUUGAAGAGAUGGAUCGAAAGUGGCAAGAGGAGAGGAAGAUAGAAUUUAGAGAAAUUAUGGAUGCGAAUAAAGAUGGGAAGGUUGAUUUACCAGAGCUGAAAGUAAGUUGAUGAGAUUGUGUUUUUCAUUUUCCCUUAUUCAAUUAAUAUUUUAUUUUAUAUAUGUUAAGUAAAUCAAAAUUAUAUUUGAACCUGUCUCCAUCAUUGAUCAAAUUUAUUAACUCAGCAUUAUUAGUUUAUAAAAAAAAUUAUCAUUUGCUUUGGAUGCAAUUUAAUUGACAUGCAGAUAAAUGUUUUAAGAAAUUAAAUUUAAUGGCCAGGCAUUUAUAAUGAUGAAAAUAUCAGCUGACUAUACCUGUCCAAUUUGUAUGUCCAGAGCUACCUUGACCCAACAAAUCCUAUCCAGGCAAAGCUUGAGGCUGACACACUUCUGUCCCUAAUGGAUGAUGAUAAAAACAACCUGCUAUCCAUGGAAGAAAUCCUCAAACAUUCAGACAUUUUUAUAUCCAGCAAGCUUGUCAAUUUUGAGCGCAAUAUUCAUGAUGAAUUUUAAUAUUUGUUAAUUAUACGAAUAAAUAUAUUUUCUUUCUUUAAAGAGAUAUAAAAUUGUCAAAAACUUAGGUUGAUUUGAAUUAAUGAAUUAACUGCUAAUUGUAUUUAUAAUAUUUUUCUGUGAUACCCAGCAACUUAGAAAUUAGCUCAGAAAACAGAAUCAUAAUAUACAUGGCAAAUUUAGUUCACUCUAGUUGAAGUACCUGGGUUUUUAUAAUUUAUUUGUUUGUGGUCAAGUGAAUAAUUGUAAUUGUCGCUUAAUUCUGGAUUUUUGUAUUUAGCAAGUGUAAUGAUGUACACAUUUUUUAAAAUAAUUUUUUUUCUUAUCAGGGUUUGAUUUUGAGGCUAAUUUUUUUUUUUGGUUAACAAUAAACCUCAGCUUCACUUAAAGCAGAAGAACUAAUAGAUCUUAAGACUUAAAAUUAACUUUCACUUAUUUGUACAAAAUAGCUUCAAAGAAAAGCAUUUAUGCUGUACACCCUGGCAGAUGCAGGGAAAGCAUUGUAUCUCCAGUGCUUAUUUUUUUUAACAAUAAAUAAUGAAAUCAGACUGAUGUAUCAUUAUAAAAAUGUGUAAAAUUAGCCUAUUCAUUUUUUACCUGUCUUCCUCUGGUUUUAUUCUAUUACUUGCUCAUUUCAUGAAAUAAAUUAGAUGUCUAAUCCAACAGUUCUCACAAAUGAUACUGUCAUCUAGAAGCUCCCUAGGCUACCGUAGAAUUUCUCAGCCAAUAGUGUUGCCUGGACUCAGAAGCUCUCUUGCUGGCAGUGUUUGAGAACAUCAGGGUUCACUAGUUCAGAUCUGCUAAGCACAUAAAUCUUUGCUUUGGUGCAUGCAGUUGUGGUCAUAGUCAAGGGGAUAAUCCCCGAUCUGAUUCCAUGAAAGCUGGCAACAGUUGCCAAUCCAUGUUGUGGUCUGUCAGUGUCAGCCUACUUUGUCACAUGAGUGAUCUCAUGAUUGUUUCUAGCAAAUUGAAACGUUCCAUGGUUAUAUUGUCUGACCUCUCACCCUUUCUUUUUUUAAAUAUAUACAGUGGUACCUCGGGCUACGAACUUAAUUCGUUCCAGAACUCUGUUCGUAACCCAAAAUAUUAAAAUCAAUGAAAUAGAGACAAUCCGUUUCACGAUGGAAAGAAUCAUUUUUUUUUAUUAACAUCCGGUCAUUUUCCUGACAAAACGCAAAGAAUGCAUGUACUUCACAUAUUAAAUAAAUAGAAAGAAAACAACCCAUGAAAAAAUAUUUAGUCCAUGUUUCUUACCAUGAAAAUGAUCAUGGUAAAUGUGUCAGUUUCCUUGCUAUUCUGAAUCACUAGUUUCAGGAGUUUCGUGGCAGCCAACUGGGAAUCUCUCUGCACUAAGAAACUGUCAAGGGAAAUUUGUCACUUCCUUUGCUGGAGAAUCUUUAUCAAGUGGGCCAUCGCGUUAUCAUUCAUCAGGUUUACUGCCAACUGCUAUCUCUCUCUCUCUCUCGCGUUGGUUCAUAACCUGAUGCACUGUUCGUAACCCGAGACAAAAAAGUGUUGAAGUUGUUCGUAACCUGAAUUGUUGAUGACCCGAGGCAUUCGUAACCAUGGUACCACUGUAUCUGCUACCUGUCUUCUUUCUCUGCCACUGUUGGCUGGUAGAAAUUGAGUGGCAACCAUCGACUGGUAAUCAUUUACUAGUAACUAUAUGGCUAGUAACCAUUUGGUAAACAUUGGCUAGUAAUCUUA